Messenger RNA from Prorocentrum cordatum, 459 nucleotides. The record is from the annotation of a GenBank genome assembly. NCBI's taxonomy places the organism in Eukaryota, Dinophyceae, Prorocentrales, Prorocentraceae.
GUAUGGGGGAUGCUGGCGGCUGGCGUGCUGCGCGUGCAUGUUUUAGACGAGGGCGAGGUGAUGGAUCGAUCUAUGCAUGUGGAUCUGAUUGAAGACGAAUUUGACGAUUGGAAACUGAACUGCGACUUCCUCGUUUGCGAUUACGAGCGGUGUUUGCGCACGCCAGAGGCUGUUCACGCCUUGAGCCAUUGCGGCCUGAAGCUUGUCGAUGACUGCCCGAAAGUGUCCCAAGUUUUCAGCGCCAUCGAGAAUGCGCGGAAAAUCUUACGUGAGCGGUUGGACAGGACGUGCCCAGUCGAGCUGGAGCCGAGGGGCGCGUUCGUCAGGCGGUUGCGGGCCGCCGUGCGAUGGGCCAACACGAACAGGUCGGAACAGCUGUGGUACAUUUCAACCAACCAGAAGGAAAGGACGGCGGACUGCCUGAACUCCAAUCCGCACGGGGCGCGCACUAAAUGGUGA